AGCAAUGCAAUGUCAAUCAAUGUCAAUUUUUUUUUUGUUUUUACAUUGUCUUUUGAUUUGGUCUUUUUACCAUUCUUUUUAAAUAGUAACUAUCUAUGUAUUUACAAUAAGUUUCGCAUAGGUAAGGUAUUGUGAGAGUAUCGGAAAUAAAAGACUGAACUGGAAGAUAUAAACCUUCCACUAUGUCUGAGAAAAUAGGUUUCGACGAACUUCGGAUCAAAUACAAGGAUGUCCUCUCCAAAGCUUUCGCGAACAAUAACAUGGACUUACUGGACUCAUUUUCGAAGAAUGUUAACGAAACGGAUAGAAAAGCAGCAAUGGACCAAGCGUUCCGUGACAAACUUCUCGAGUUACUCAUAGAAGAACCUGAGACUUUGGAAAAUUACGUCUGUUUCUGCAUAGAGUCGUGUAGACGACAGAUGGUGACGCCUACCAUGCCUGUAGUUCUUCUCGGAGAUAUUUUUGACGCGCUCACCCUUAAUAAAUGCGAAAAAAUGUUCACUUACGUCGAAAAUGGUGUAAAUAUCUGGCGGGAAGACCUAUUCUUUGUCGCUUGUAAGAAUAACUUGCUUAGAAUGUGCAAUGAUUUGCUGAGACGGUUGUCUAGAUCACAAAACACUGUAUUUUGUGGAAGGAUAUUGUUAUUCCUUGCAAAAUUCUUUCCUUUUUCGGAACGUUCAGGACUUAAUAUUGUCUCUGAGUUCAAUCUUGAAAAUGUGACUGAGUUUGGCGGUGACAAUUCUAGUACGUUAAAAGACGCCUUGGAUGAGGAGAUGGUUAUAGAUGAAGAGAAAAACAAACACACAAUAGAUUACAACUUGUACUGCAGGUUUUGGAGCUUGCAAGACUUUUUCAGGAAUCCAAAUACAUGCUACAACAAAAUUCAGUGGAAAACAUUUGUUGCACAUUCUGGCAGUGUACUAUCAGCCUUCUCAUCUUACAAGCUCGAAGCUGUUGAGCUACAGAAAUCUAAGCUGAAUAGACUCAAGACGUACAAUACAGAUAUGGAAACGCAGGAGAGCAAAGAGCAACACUACUUUGCCAAAUUUCUGACCAAUCAGAAGCUUCUGGAAUUGCAGUUGUCCGAUUCAAACUUCAGAAGAUGUGUCCUCAUACAGUUUUUGAUAUUAUUUCAAUACUUGACAUCUACAGUUAAGUUUAAAAUGGAAUCCCAAGAACUAAAAUCUGACCAGCAAGAGUGGUUGAAGGAAACCACAUCAUUGAUAUACAGACUACUGGGUGAAACUCCACCCGACGGGAAGCAGUUUGCAGAGUGUGUUAAAAGCAUACUCAAGAGAGAGGAACAUUGGAACAGCUGGAAAAAUGAUGGCUGCCCAGAAUUUCAAAAACCCAAGCCGCCAGUUCAAUCUGAGAGCACUGAAGAAGUGAGAAAAACCAAGAAAAGACGGCGACCAGUUGGUGACAUAAUCAAAGAAUAUGAGGCUCAAGAUAAAUUCUUUAUGGGAAACAAUGAGCUCACAAAGUUGUGGAACCUAGCUCCAGACAACUUGGCCGCUUGUCGGACGAAGGAAAGGGAUUUUAUGCCUUCAUUAGAGUCGUACAUGCUGAGUGGUACGGGCGCGGCUGCGACGGACGGCACGGGCGGCUGGGCGUGGCGCGCGCUGCGCCUGCUGGCGCGCCGCUCGCCACACUUCUUCGUGCACACGAACAACCCCAUCGGACGACUGCCCGACUAUCUCGAGGACAUGGUGAAGCGAAUAUCCCGCGAGGCAGCCGCCAAUGCCGCGUCGAAUAACUCGAACGGAGACAGCAGUAGCGAAAAAGCUAUUAAACAGGAGCCUACCGAUGAAGAAAUGUGUGAGGAGCAAAUAGAAACCGACAUCAUCAAAGAAGAAGAUGCGGCCGACAUGGAUGCUGUGACAGAUCCAACUCAAACAGGCGAAGACGACGAAAAAACAACUCGCUCCAGAGUAACCAUGAUAACCCCAUCACAGCUCGACGUUUUAGCCGCCAAGCUGACCGAUUGGAAGAAGCUAGCCGCUAAGCUAGGCUACAGACCCGAUGAAAUACAAUUCUUCGAAACAGAAAACGCCACAGAUGCUAGCAGGGCAAAGAACAUGCUCACACUUUGGUUCGAUGACGACGAAGACGCCUCUGUCGAGAACCUACUCUAUAUCAUGGAAGGUUUAAAGAUGGCCGACGCUUGCGAAGCAUUGAGAAGCGUAAUGUGACGAUCGGCCAAAAAGCAUUGUAAAUUGAAAAAGGAGAAGCAUUUACAUUCUUUGAAGAAGUUAUUUUAAGUGUCUAUUUUUGGGAACGAAUGUACUGAUUUGUAAGAACCUAAAUUAUUAAGGUCAAGUGAAGUACCUAUUCAUAUGAACAAAUUUUUUUUUGUGACUUAAGCUACCUUGUUGCCAUAAUAUUCUAAGCUCAAAGCUAGGCUAAUUCUUUGAGACAGAAAACGCCACAGAUGCUAGCAGGGCCAAGAACAUGCUCACACUUUGGUUCGACGACGACGAAGACGCCUCUGUGGAGAACCUACUCUUUAUCAUGGAAUGCUUAAAGAUUGCCGACGCUUGUAAAGCAUUGAGAAGCGUUAUGUGACGGCCGGUCAAAAAGCAUUGUAAAUUGAAAAAGGAGAAGAAUUUGCAUCCUUUGAAGAAGUUAUUUUAAGUGUCUAUUUUUGCGAACGAAAGUACUGAUUUGCAUGAAGUCUUAGUUAAAUAAUAAAUGUCAAAUGAAGUGUGAACUAA
Messenger RNA from Maniola jurtina (meadow brown), 2714 nucleotides. RefSeq names its product THO complex subunit 1 (gene Hpr1). The record is from RefSeq and is a predicted model, not a curated record. Gene Ontology annotation, cellular component: THO complex part of transcription export complex. Bases 183 to 2192 code for a protein of 669 amino acids. The transcript is spliced from 10 exons. Gene Ontology annotation, molecular function: protein binding. Gene Ontology annotation, biological process: regulation of DNA-templated transcription elongation; mRNA export from nucleus; signal transduction. NCBI's taxonomy places the organism in Eukaryota, Metazoa, Arthropoda, Insecta, Lepidoptera, Nymphalidae.